UCAUUUUACUAUUUACCUUAUUGCUAAGACUCAUAUAAAAGUAGUAAUGAAUGUUUAUGUCAUUGUUCGUCGCUCAUUGGUUUGUUGCACACCGUUUUAAGUUUGUGAUUUUCCUGACUAAGUCAACGUGCACACGGCACGCGUUUUCUUUGAUAGCACUUUAUAACAACGAUAUCACAGUCAAACGAUUCAGUCUCCGGACAACAUUCUUGUGCUGACAGUGCUUCUCCAAGCUCACCUCCAACCGUGUAAUAAUGGCUCCCGUCGAGAAGAACCUGAAAGAUGAACAGCCCAAAUACUUGAAGGGUGACAUCAAGGCGUCAGCGCUAGAAUUGAUUGGUAACACGCCCAUUGUGGCAUUGGACCGCCUUUACAGUGGCCCUGGGAGAAUAUUGGCGAAAUGUGAGUUCAUGAAUCCUGGUGCAUCAAUCAAGUGCCGUUCAUCGUUAAGCAUGAUUAACCGUGCUAUAAAAUCUGGUGAUCUGAAACCUGGUGAACCUGUGGUGGAAAUUACCUCUGGCAACCAAGGAUGUGGCCUGGCUGUGGUGUGCGCUGUGUUGGGACAUCCUCUAACACUGGCUAUGUCCAAAGGCAAUAGCGUUCAGAGGGCGCUUCAUAUGGAAGCUCUUGGUGCGAAAGUAGUUCGAGUGGAUCAAGUUAAAGGAACCUAUGGAAAUGUGACAUAUGCUGACGUUGAAGUCGUUCGGGAAGUAUGUGAUAAGUUGGUGGAGGAACAGAACGCCUACUUCGUUAACCAGUUCAGCAAUGAAGCAAAUGCAGAUGCUCAUUAUGAAAGCACAGGUCCUGAGAUCUGGCAGCAGACUGGACACCACGUAGAUGCUUUUGUAGCAGCAGUCGGCACUGCUGGUACAUUUAUGGGCACAUCGAGAUAUUUGAAAGAACAAAACCCCAACAUAAAAGCAUACGUGGUCGAGCCAGCUGGAGCAGAAGCUAUUGCAGGCUGUGAAAUCACGAAGCCUCUUCACUUACUUCAAGGAUCAGGAUAUGGAUUAAUACCCGACUUGCUUAAAUAUGAACUUAUGGAUGGUUCAUUGAGUGUAACUGAUGAGGAAGCAGUGAAGUACAUGAAGUUGAUCGGUGAGAAGGAAGGUCUGUACGUGGGCUACACGAGCGGUGCCAACGUAGCGGCUGCUAUCAAACUGUUGGAAUCAGGCUUGGUGCCAGAGGAUGCGUGGGUGGUCACAGUACUGGCUGACACUGGACUCAAAUAUACGCCAGUACCAGAGGAAUUAAUGAAGUGAAAAGUGACAGUGCAAUAACUGUUUGUGAUGUGUAUCGUGUAGUAAACAUCGUGUGACAUUAAUAUCUAUAGUAUAAAGUAUUUUGUGAUAUUAUUUUACUUAUCAUAGGUUUAUUAAGUCGUGUAUUUAAUGAUAAGUGAUAAACUCCUAAGCAAGGUAAGAAAUGGAUCAAAAUGUUUUAAACAAUUUGGUAAUUUUAUAAAUAAAUCUAAUGUGUGAAGCA
Spodoptera litura is the source of this 1485-nucleotide messenger RNA. RefSeq lists its product as uncharacterized. Lineage: Eukaryota; Metazoa; Arthropoda; Insecta; Lepidoptera; Noctuidae. The record is from RefSeq and is a predicted model, not a curated record.